AUGUCGACAAGUAGUCCACCACCAGCCUUGAGCCAAGGGGUUGGCUAUGGCGUUGUCACUGGCCUGGGCGUCGCGUUCGCCAUUGGCAUGGUCAUUGUCACUCGGCUCUUGAAGAGACACUUCGGCGAGGACAAUGAAACGACCGAGACCUUCGCAGUAGCGAACCGUAAGGUCGGGACAGGCUUGACUGCAUCUGCGGUCAUUUCCUCUUGGAUGUAUUCGACUGCACUGCUGGGUGCGCCGUACCUCACAUACUGGUAUGGCAUCGCUCUGCCUCUCUGGUGGGCCAAUGGCCAAAGCACGAUGAUAUGUGUGUUUGCAUGGCUAGCAAUCGAGUCAAAGCGACGUAUACCGAACGCUCAUACGUUGCUCGAGUUGAUUAGAGCUCGCUAUGGCACUACUGCACACCUGAUUUGGAUCUUCAUGUGCACGAUCAACAAUCUACUCAUUUUCUCAAGUAUGCUUGUCGGCGCCUCCGCAGCAAUUACUGCUCUGACUGGUAUGAACAUCAUCGCGGCAACAUACCUGCUUCCGCUAGGCGUGGUCGUUUAUACUUACUUCGGUGGCAUCCGUGCUACGUUCUUGACCGACUACAUCCACACAUUCAUCAUCAUGAUCAUCCUCGUCUGGUUCACGAUCAAGAUCCUUGCAGUCAAAGAGAUUGGCUCCAUCGGUGCUCUACACGAUGCUCUCAAGCCACUGGGCGAUCAAUAUCCCGUGGAGGGAAAUUACAAGGGAUCGUACUUGACCAUGACGAGUAACGAGUCGGUGUACUUUGGUAUUAUACACGUGCUCACAAACUUCGGCGUCGUAUUCCUCGAUACAGGCUUCUGGCAGAAGGGCUUUGCAGCUGAGGUGGCCGCAGCCGUGCCUGGUUACAUUCUCGGUGGCAAUGCUUACUUUGCAGUGCCGUUCGCUUUUGGUACCAUUGCAGGUCUUGGUGCGUUGGUCGUGGAAGAGUCGCCUGUUUGGCCUACGUAUCCAAGGCGUAUGACAGCGGAAGAGGUGUCUAGUGGCCUUGUGUUGCCAUACUUGUCUCAAGCAAUAGCCGGCAGAGGCGGAGCGGCCGCUGUGGUGCUUAUCGUGUUCAUGGCUUGCACGAGUAUCACUUCGGCACAGCUCAUCGCGAUGAGCUCGAUCUUCUCGUUCGACGUGUACGGCACAUACAUCAACAAGCGCGCUACAAACAAGCAGCUCAUUCGAAUGUCGCACGUCGGCGUUGUGGGAGCUUGGCUUGUCGUCUCUUCGUUGGCUACAGGCUGGCACGAAGGCGGUGUUGACUUGAACUGGCUCCUGUACAUGCUUGGAAUAUUGAUAUGCCCAGGAUUGUUUCCAACAGCUUUUGCGCUCGUCUGGAAGCGGCAAAGCAAGAUCGCUGCUAUAGUGUCGCCAGUCGUCGGCAUGGCCUGCGGUAUCGCAGUCUGGAUCGGCGUCUCCGAAGCCCUCUACAACACAGCAACCAUCAAGUCCCUAGGAAAGACUUUCCCCUGCCUCUACGCCACCGUCGCCUCAACCUUCGUCCCGCUACCGCUUACAGUCGUCCUGUCAUACAUCUUCCCUGACAAGGACUUCGAAUGGGCGGAUCUGCUCUCCAUCGAACGCAUCGAAGAUGACGAACAUGGCAAGGUCUCGAGCAACGCGACACGCUUUGAUGCUGCGGCAUACUUUGCGCCUGACAAAGUUGCGUACAUGAAGCGCAUGUCGCGGAUCGCGUUCUACGUGGGUGUGUUUACGUUUCUGGCGCAGUGGGUUCUGUGGCCGCUGCCUAUGUACGGGGCGUAUUUUAUCUUCUCGAAAGGGCUAUUCAUCGCCUGGGUUGUGAUAGCUCUGAUAUGGCUGUGGCUCGCACUGUUCGUCUCAAACUUCCUGCCUUUGAUUGACGGUGGUGCGAGGAAGAUAUGGAUUGUCCUGACGGGCAGGACAGAGCUGCCGUCUGCGGUUGAUUCGCCGCAAGGCUCGACUGGGGUUGUGACUCCUGAACACACAGAGACGGAAACCAAGUUGGGGCAGCAGGCUGAGGUGGAAACAAAGGCGUACUGA
Molecule: messenger RNA, 2040 nt
Organism: Zasmidium cellare ATCC 36951
Lineage: Eukaryota; Fungi; Ascomycota; Dothideomycetes; Mycosphaerellales; Mycosphaerellaceae
Exons: 10
Coding region: 1-2040 (679 amino acids)
Biological process (GO): urea transmembrane transport
Cellular component (GO): plasma membrane
Molecular function (GO): urea transmembrane transporter activity
Source: RefSeq, a predicted model, not a curated record